AUGUUGGUUAACUGGUUUGUUCCUGUGCUACUUUCAGUGGUCCAUGUGAUGGCGUCGUACAACGAAACGCUAUAUCUCAAGCCGCUUCCAAGAAAUAAACUCAUGGCUUCAUGGGACUUUGAUAUCGAGUCGAACCCAAAGAAGAUCGAGUUUCAUAAUGAGUCGAUACUGGCAGUGAAGUCCAGUCAGUCUGAGGACCACUUUGCCGAUUUCCCUAGAGCAUUGGGGCCCAUAAUCCAGUCGACUAAUACUCGAGAAUUACACAUAAGAUUCACCCAGGGCUGGUGGGAUCUGGAGUCCUGGGGUAAGCUUCCAAAGGAUGGGUUGAGAAGCGGGGGUACCGGUGUGGAAUUGUGGGCAAUAAUAGAAGCUGGAGACAUCCAGGCUGCAAGAAAGUCAUGGAACAAGUUGACGAAUUCAUUGUCAGGGUUUUUCUGCGCUUCGUUAAACUUCAUUGACGAUUCCAUCACCACCUUCCCGCAGCACCAGAGUCAACAGCAACAACAGCAUGCUCACGUACAGCCGCUCUUAAGCACUAACAGGCUUUACCUUUUGAGAGCCUCGUUGCCUAGUGAGCCAAUUUGUACUGAAAACUUGACCCCAUACUUGAAAUUGUUACCUUCCAGAGGAAAGGCCGGUAUAAGUUCGUUGUUAGAGGGCCACAAGGUGUUUGACAGCUUGUGGCACGGUAUGUCUAUAGACAUCGAAAGCAAGUGUGUUGAUGGUAACUUUUGUUCCUUUUCCAUGCACCAAUCGGUUAAUUCCAUUGUAGACGUUAUUAAGUCCAUGAAUAAGAAGGAGAAUGGAGGUAUCCCCAGGCCAACUCCUGGUGAGGAGUUGAGAUGUGAUCCAAAGAAGAUCAAUAACAUUUGGCAGUGCUUCCCCUUAAAUGACCCCACCGAGUUGACAUGGGAAUUAGGUGACCUUUUAGGCAGAAAGAUAAAGGGCCCUGCCUUAACUGGUACCAAUUACCCGAUAUCCAACGUAAUUAUUGAUGUUGAUAAAGAGUUUUGGAAGGUCCGCGUCAGUAAGUUUAAGAAUAGCCCAGAAAACGAAGGCGAGGUCAUUAUCACUCGCCAUGAGAUCACACCUCAAGAAGAAGGUAGGAUACACUUCACGAUAGACGAAGCAUGCGAGUACGAUUUCAUGUUCGAGACACUGGAUUCAGAGAAGACUUCUUCAAUUGAACAGCCACCUUUAAAGGUUUCAAGAUCUUUGAGUGGAUACUCUCAAGGCCAGGGUGGUUUCCGUAUAUCGUUCAAAAACCCUUCAGACGAGAAGAUCAAGUUUGUUUACUUCGAGGUAUUGCCAUGGUAUAUGAGACUUUACUUUAACACGAUGUCUAUGGAAAUAACCAGUGAGCUGUCGCUGUCGUCGUCGUCGAACAGUGGGAAGAUUUCUGAAUCUGACUUCAUAAAAUCCAGAUACUACAAACCCGCUAUUGACAGAAAAAGACCAUCUCAUUUGGAACUAACCAUCGAAUUGCCACCCCAUACGACAAUGACCUUGAACUAUCAAUUUGAUAAGUCGUUGCUCUUGUACGCAGAGUACCCACCAGAUGCUAACCACGGGUUCGCUAUCGAACCUGCUGUUAUUACUGUUUUAGAUUUGAAUACUGGAGAAAGUGCCUACCAAUUGCGUACCACUAGUUUGUUGGUGACCUUGCCAACCCCCGAUUUCUCGAUGCCUUACAACGUGAUUAUAUUGACCAGUACCGUGAUGGCUUUGGUGUUUGGUUCUGUGUUUAACUUGUUGAUUAGAAGAGUGGUUACGGAAGAAGAAUUAGAGAAGUUGGCUUCGAAGUCAAAGCUUUCCUUAAUAGUAGGAAAUAUAAAAUCCAAGAUUAAUAGCUUGACAAAGAAGAAAUAG
Molecule: messenger RNA, 1869 nt
Organism: Dujonia railenensis
Lineage: Eukaryota; Fungi; Ascomycota; Pichiomycetes; Serinales; Debaryomycetaceae
Source: the annotation of a GenBank genome assembly